AAUGGCAACUGGCUGGUCUCGUACCACAACGAGGAACACAAACUUUGCUCGGCUGUGUAGGCUGCUGAUUGACGGUGGGACACGUGUACUUAGAGAUGUGUUUGACUCAUUUCACCCACCAWGCUCCUUAMAAACRGCAUURCUUAGUACACCAGUCCAUKCUACUUUGAAARGAUUGAAGGCCAAAAGGGUGCUARAUAUAAGUCAGUGGAAUAAACUGURUYCUAWAGCUAKUACAUCRGUCAACUCRGUAAGUUUUGACAUUACYUUGCUGUUUUUACUUCUGCGCAAYAUUUGCGGUUUAACACCACCUGYGACUGGAUGGRACAAGCCACCCCUUGCUUCUGACAAAAGUAAAGAAGCUGACUUGAUUCGCAUCAAGUUUUACAGAAAUGAACUCUAUGGUCACAUCACUGAAACGGCUAUUCCUGACAGCAGAUUUAGGAAAUACUGGAGURAUAUAUCAGAUGUAUUGCUGAGAUUAGGAGGACCUCAGUAUAAAUUACAGAUCGAUAGGCUAGAAAAAACAUCAAUGGAUGCUGAGGAUGAAGACUAUUAUAGCGACUGUUUAAAGGAAUGGGAAGAAUAUGAACAAAGAUUGAAARAAAUGAUAAAGGAAACCAAUGAAAAAGUAGAUGCAGGAUUACAGGAGUUAUCAAACAAAAUAGAUAAAACACAACAUGAGAUUACCGAGAAAAUUUAUGAAACAAGUGAAAAAGUUGAUGCAGGAGUUCAGGAAUUAUCAAACAAAAUGGAUAUAACACAACAUGAGAUUACAGAGAAGUUUGAUGAAACCAAUAAAAAAGUAGAUGCAGGAGUACAGAAGUUAUCAACCAAAAUGGAUAAAACACAUGGGAUUAUUGAUGAACACCAACAGCAUGUGGAAGAAAUGAUGAAGCAAACAAUAGAACUGACAAAGAAGAUAGAUGAAAAGCAGGAAAAGGUGAAGGUGGGUGGUGAGGAAUUUGAAGUUCUCACUAGCCCUGAARUGGAAGCUUCAAAACUUAUUGAAGGUAUGGUAUCACACUUAUUAAACUGA
Molecule: messenger RNA, 1039 nt
Organism: Actinia tenebrosa (Australian red waratah sea anemone)
Lineage: Eukaryota; Metazoa; Cnidaria; Anthozoa; Actiniaria; Actiniidae
Source: RefSeq, a predicted model, not a curated record